Messenger RNA from Pogonomyrmex barbatus (red harvester ant), 1238 nucleotides. RefSeq names its product alpha-crystallin A chain. Lineage: Eukaryota; Metazoa; Arthropoda; Insecta; Hymenoptera; Formicidae. Gene Ontology annotation, biological process: response to heat; protein refolding. Gene Ontology annotation, cellular component: cytoplasm; nucleus. The record is from RefSeq and is a predicted model, not a curated record.
AGGCGCAGCCGGCGAGCCGCGCUCAUUCCUUAGACGGGAACGGGACACGAGCGUGAUACGUUGCGAGUUUGAGAGUCUGCGGAGUACAGCCGGUAACCAAUUUUCGCGAGAUCGAAUCGUGUUCGACGGACGUGAGUCCUCCGUCAAGUGAUUUAGUGACAAAGAGACACGAGAGUGCUGCCUGGGUGGAAACAUGGCCGACAGUGGUAUCAAGCGCAACAUUCCCAUCAAACUCGGUGACUUCAGCGUGAUCGACACCGAGUUCUCCAACAUACGCGAGCGCUUCGACGCCGAGAUGAGGAAGAUGGAGGAUGAGAUGUCGCGAUUCCGUAGCGAGCUGAUGAACCGCGAGAGCAACAACUUCUUCAAGAGCACCACCAGUCGGCAUCACACGAGCACCAGCGAGCACCGCACGUCGACGACCUCGAAGACCGAAGGUUGGGACAAGAUCGACCCCGCAGCACCGUCAAAGCGGUCCGCGUUCGACAGCUUCAAAAGCACCACCACGCAACAGUCUACUCAGAACAGCAGUUCUUUGAGUCCUCAACACGAUCAUGCCUGGUUGGACGGCCUCAACAGUCCCCUCAUCCAGGACGAGGGUGACAGCAAGAUGCUGAAGCUGCGCUUCGACGUUUCGCAAUACACGCCUGAGGAAAUCGUCGUCAAGACUGUAGACAACAAGCUAUUGGUUCACGCUAAGCACGAGGAGAAGACGGAGAGCAAAUCGGUGUACAGAGAGUACAAUCGGGAAUUCCUGUUGCCGAAAGGAACUAAUCCUGAGAGCAUCAAGUCUUCCCUGAGCAAGGACGGUGUCCUUACCGUGGAGGCGCCCUUACCAGCGAUUGGUUCGGGCGAGAAAUUAAUCCCGAUUGCGCAUCAGUAAACACGUGACGAAUUGCGGAAAGUCGAUUUCUAAUUUUCUGCCUCGAAUUCUGCCCGUUCCAACUAUCCAACCAAACUUCCGACUUAUCCAAAUUGGACCUUUCCUUCGUAAGUCCUUGUAUUAUCCUACUUUUGUUAUUACCUUAUUGCCUUAGUAACCUGGAGGAGUUCGAUUCAUUCGUGCGAAAAAGUUUGACCAAUUUUAAUUAAAUAGCAGAAAAACGACCACGCCAAGUGCCUGGUAUCGACUUUCAUUAAGAAAAUAAAUCAAAUAUAGAACAACAUUGAAGUGCUAUCAAUGUCAGCUAAAAAAGUCAGCUAAAAUGUUUGAUAAAAUACUUUUUUCCUUUUUCAUA